Messenger RNA from Fusarium oxysporum Fo47, 912 nucleotides. Its product is annotated as translation initiation factor eIF2 subunit beta. Gene Ontology annotation, molecular function: translation initiation factor activity; mRNA binding; translation initiation factor binding. Gene Ontology annotation, cellular component: eukaryotic translation initiation factor 2 complex. The record is from RefSeq and is a predicted model, not a curated record. Gene Ontology annotation, biological process: formation of cytoplasmic translation initiation complex; formation of translation preinitiation complex; translational initiation. The coding region runs from base 1 to 912 and encodes 303 amino acids. The transcript is spliced from 2 exons. Lineage: Eukaryota; Fungi; Ascomycota; Sordariomycetes; Hypocreales; Nectriaceae.
AUGGUCAACGCUACCGAAGAACCCAAGGAUUCGGCUCAGUCCCAUACGCCUCGUACGCCGCCGCUUUCUGCCGCCCUUGAGUCCUUUACUGAUUCGCAAACGACAGCCGCUGAGGACCUCCCCCCAGCUGAGGAUGGUGGUCUCGACCUUUCCCUGCUCAAGAAGAAGAAGAAGAAGUCAAAGAAGGUCGACGACGCCGAUGCCGACGCCGAUGCCGCCCCCGCUGACGAUGCUGCACCCGCCGAGGAUGGAGGCCUUGACCUGACUCUGAAGAAGAAGAAGAAGAAGAAGGCUCCCAAGGGCGAUGAUGAUUUCACCAAGCAGCUCGAGAAACUUGAGCUCAAGGAGGGCGAGGAAGUCGAGGAGAUUCCUCAGGAGCAGGAGGGUGAUAUGAACGAGGGAACCGGCAUUUGGGCUCACGAUGAGACUAAGACCAUUGGCUACAGCAUGCUUCUUUCUCGCUUCUUCCACCAACUCACCGAGAGAAACCCCGACCACACUUCCCCAGGAACCAAGAGCUACAAGAUCCCCCCUCCCCAGUGCAUGCGAGAAGGCAACCGAAAAACCGUCUUUGCCAACAUCGCCGAUAUUUCUAAGCGUAUGAAGAGAACCGAGGAGCAUCUUACCGCCUAUCUUUUUGCCGAGUUGGGUACCAGCGGUUCCGUUGACGGAAGCCGAAGGUUGGUCAUCAAGGGUCGUUUCCAGCAGAAGCAGAUCGAGAACGUUGUCCGAAAAUACAUCAUCGAGUAUGUUACCUGCAAGACCUGCAAAUCCCCUGACACCGAACUCAACAAGGGUGAGAACCGCCUUUACUUCAUCACCUGCAACAACUGCGGUUCCCGACGAAGUGUUACCGCUAUCAAGACUGGUUUCUCCGCCCAGGUCGGCAAGCGAAGAAAGAUGCAGGGCUAA